AUGCCGGGAGAACGUGAAAUCCUUGAUAGCGACCGACCGACCAAAAAAGCGAAGGUUAGCACCGCCAUAAACGGGGCUUCCAAAGACAUGGACAAUCCUUACUUGGCUCACAUGUACGCACCUUCCACUGCCUCGUCGGCAGGUCAAGAUCUAUUUGCUGGGCUUACUCGCCAUCAGACAACCACCGCACAGGCGCAGAAGGCCGAAGAUGGACCGUUCAAUCCGUUCACUGGGACACAGUUGUCGAAACAGUAUUUCGAUAUUCUGAAGAAAAGACGUGAUUUACCUGUUCAUGCUCAGAGAAAUGAAUUCCUUCGACUUUACCAGGAAAAUCAAAUCCUCGUCUUCGUCGGUGAAACCGGUUCCGGCAAAACCACCCAAAUACCUCAAUUCGUUCUGUACGAUGAAAACCCCCUCCAGACCGGAAAGAAGGUUGCUUGUACCCAACCUCGAAGAGUCGCUGCUAUGUCCGUCGCAAAGCGUGUUGCCGAUGAAAUGGAUGUAGUUCUUGGAGAGGAAGUUGGUUACAAUAUCAGAUUCGAGAACAAUACGUCUUCCAAGACCGUUCUACAGUACAUGACAGACGGAAUGUUGCUUCGAGAAGCGAUGAACGACCCAAAUCUUAGCAGAUAUUCGUGUAUCAUCCUCGAUGAAGCUCACGAACGUACCCUUGCAACAGAUAUUUUGAUGGGAUUGUUGAAGGAAGUGGCCCUGAGACGGCCGGAUCUGAAGAUCGUAGUGAUGUCUGCUACUUUGGAUGCGCAGAAAUUUCAAAGAUACUUCGGAGCUAAAGAAAAUGACUACAAUGCUCCUUUACUCGCUGUUCCCGGUCGAACCCACCCAGUCGAGAUCUUCUAUACACCAGAACCAGAAAGGGAUUAUGUUGAGGCUGCUCUGAGAACUGUCUUGCAGAUCCAUGGAAGUGAGCCGGAGGGUGAUAUCCUCCUCUUCUUGACUGGUGAGGAGGAAAUUGAAGAGGCUUGCAAACGUCUACGUGCCGAAGGGGACGAGAUGCAAAGGGAGUAUGAUACUGGUCCACUAAAGGUUUAUGCACUUUAUGGUACCUUGCCUCCCAACCAACAACAGCGAAUUUUCGACCCGGCACCCCCACCAGCCCGUGCUGGCGGGAAGCCAGGACGAAAGGUCGUCGUCUCUACAAACAUCGCCGAAACAUCGCUUACCAUCGACGGUAUUGUGUAUGUCGUUGACCCUGGAUUCAGCAAGCAAAAGGUCUACAAUCCACGUAUCAGAGUGGAAUCUUUGCUCGUUUCACCAAUCAGUAAGGCCAGUGCACAACAGCGUGCUGGUCGUGCUGGUCGUACACGGCCUGGAAAAUGUUUUAGAUUAUACACAGAGGAUGCAUUCAAGAAGGAACUAAUCGAUCAGACAUAUCCCGAAAUUUUGAGGAGCAACUUGGCUAGCACCGUGUUGGAACUGAAGAAGCUCGGGAUUGAUGAUCUGGUUCACUUCGAUUUUAUGGACCCUCCUGCUCCAGAAACAAUGAUGAGAGCACUUGAGGAGUUGAAUUACCUUGCUUGUUUGGAUGAUGAAGGUGACUUGACAACCAUGGGGCGUAUGGCUUCUGAAUACCCCCUCGAUCCGGCCCUCGCUGUCAUGUUGAUCUCCUCGUCCGAAUUCCAAUGCGCUAGUGAAAUUCUUUCUAUCACUGCCCUCCUCUCUGUCCCCCAAGUCUUUGUCCGCCCAUCACACAAACGAAAAGAAGCUGACGCAGCAAAGUCUCAAUUUGCGCAUCCGGAUGGCGACCAUCUUACCAUGCUCAAUGUCUAUCAUGCCUUCAAAUCACUCGAUUCGGGCGCCGGGCAAAGAUGGUGUUCGGAGAAUUACCUUUCAUUCCGUUCACUCACGUCGGCCGACAAUGUUCGAAACCAGUUGAGGGUUAUUAUGGAAAAGCAGGAAAUCGAUAUGAAGACCACAGAUUUCACGGACCGAAACUAUUAUAACAACAUAAGACAGGCGUUGUGUGCUGGUUUCUUCAUGCAGGUUGCGAAAAAGAUGUCCACGGGGAAAAGCUAUAAGACAGUGAAGGAUAACCAGGAAGUUCUUCUGCAUCCUAGUACAAUGUUGGGUCAAGAGAACGAGUGGGUUCUCUAUAAUGAAUUUGUUCUUACGACUAAGAACUAUAUUCGAACGGUUACGAGUGUCAAGCCUGAGUGGUUGAUGGAUAUUGCCCCCAACUACUACGAUAUUGACUCCUUUGAAAAGGGUGAGAUUAAAACGGCACUUGUGAGAACUGCUGAGAAGAUUGCAAGGAAGGCGAAGCUGGAUAAGAGGCUGCAGAGGUAG
Messenger RNA from Orbilia oligospora ATCC 24927, 2304 nucleotides. RefSeq lists its product as uncharacterized. The coding region runs from base 1 to 2304 and encodes 767 amino acids. The transcript is spliced from 3 exons. NCBI's taxonomy places the organism in Eukaryota, Fungi, Ascomycota, Orbiliomycetes, Orbiliales, Orbiliaceae. Gene Ontology annotation, cellular component: intracellular anatomical structure; spliceosomal complex. Gene Ontology annotation, molecular function: ATP binding; RNA binding; RNA helicase activity. The record is from RefSeq and is a predicted model, not a curated record.